AUGAGCUCUCAAAUCUUAAACGUUGGUAUUGUUGGAACGGGAAUAUUUGCAACUGAUAAGCAUUUGCCUAACAUGGAGGCAACAGGUGUCUUGAAUCCCUUUGCUUGUUACAAUAGGACCAAGAGUAAGGCAGAUGUCUUUGCCAAAAAAGCAGAUAUUAAGGACAGCAAAGUCUAUUCUUCAAUGGAAGAAAUUUUUCAGGAUGAAGAUGUUAAUUUCAUUGAUGCGUUGUUACCUGUUCAAUAUAAUUUGGAUGCUGUGAAAUUAGCAGUCAAAUAUAACAAGCCAAUUGCCUUUGAGAAGCCAAUUGCUGCCAAUUUGACGCAAGCAAAAGAGAUAGUAAAGAUAUCUGAGCAGACUAAGUUGCCGAUUAUGAUAUUAGAGAAUUGGGUAUUUAUCAAAGCUAUUGAGAUCUUGAAGAAGGAGGUUUUACCUAAAAUAGGAGAAGUUGUAGGUUUUACUUACAGAUCGACGGGUGCCUGGAAUGAUCAUAACAAAUAUUUGUCAACUUCAUGGAGGCAACAUCCAGAGCACAUUGGUGGUUUCUUAAGUGAUGGUGGGGUACAUCAAUUGGCCCUAUUGACAGAGGUUCUCGGAGAAGUGAAGUCCGUAAGCGGCUUGACAAAACAAUUAAGGGAAGAAAGUGGAACUGAUGACGUUUUGUUUUCGACUAUGAAGUUAAAAAGUGAUGUGAUUGGUACCUUUACCUAUGGUUCUUCAUUUGGUGCAACCGAUAAAUCGACAAGUUUCAUUAUAUAUGGAAGAAAUGGCUCUUUGAUUUACGACUUCUCGCCAUCUUUGGAUAAGCCAACAAUAACCUAUGAGACUGGGACCUCCUCUCAAACAGCUUCAGAAAAAACCACUAUUAAAAUCGAUGAAGUUAAUAACAUUCAAGAAGAAAUGAAGAACUUUGCUGAAGCAGUUCGUGCUAAUGAUAAAAAUCUUGUGCUGGUUAGUCCUGCAAAAGCUUUCCACCAUUUGGCAAUUGUAGCAGCAGCUUUGGAGAGUUCCAAAAAGGACGGAGCCUCAGUCGAAGUCGCAUCUCCUAAUUGA
Messenger RNA from Priceomyces carsonii, 1053 nucleotides. RefSeq lists its product as uncharacterized. Gene Ontology annotation, cellular component: cytoplasm. The transcript has a single exon. Gene Ontology annotation, molecular function: oxidoreductase activity; nucleotide binding. Gene Ontology annotation, biological process: NADPH regeneration. The record is from RefSeq and is a predicted model, not a curated record. NCBI's taxonomy places the organism in Eukaryota, Fungi, Ascomycota, Pichiomycetes, Serinales, Debaryomycetaceae. The coding region runs from base 1 to 1053 and encodes 350 amino acids.